Ornithodoros turicata is the source of this 4298-nucleotide messenger RNA. RefSeq lists its product as uncharacterized. NCBI's taxonomy places the organism in Eukaryota, Metazoa, Arthropoda, Arachnida, Ixodida, Argasidae. The coding region runs from base 1040 to 2041 and encodes 333 amino acids. The record is from RefSeq and is a predicted model, not a curated record. The transcript has 8 exons.
GUUAUGUUACGUUAAGAGCUUUGUGUGCAAGCACAGUAUACACCGUUCGCAGUUUCGCGAAUGUUGGUAACUCCCAAGCAGAAGCCGAGGCGCACUUUAUGCAUUCAUUUUCCUUUCUUCGAACUAUGAGUAAACUAGAGCACCUGGUUAGGGCAGGGGUAUCGUUGAUAUAGAUCGAAUCUCUGAAUGGGAAGACCUAACACUGUAGUGAGUUUUAUGCCUGUUACACCAGCACCAACACUUUUUUGACUAUUAAUGUAGUAUGUGUAACAGUGGAUGCUAUGCCAGAUUCAUUCUAUGGUAUACGAUGUUGUCGAAUGUGUUCUUAUAUUCAGUGUUGCGACUAUAAUUUCAAUACAUUUUUAUUUUCAAUAGUUUUAAUUUUUCGUAGGCUACAUCAACCGCGGGGGUCUACAGCUGAACAGCAGCGGCGGACACUGUCGACCCCUCGUAGAUGAACAGUUGGAGCUGUGUACCAUAUCAUUGAGAAAAUAAAGUAGCUUUUCUGUUCGGUCUGGACAUUCCUCAUUGGCCCGUAACGCGUGCGUUUUGUGAAGGCCAGGCACUCGGGUCACCUCGCGCCGUGUUAUUCUUUCACCGCUGUGGUUUUGAGAUCACGUUAUCAGUGCUGUUUUCAGGGAAUAUCGCAAGACGGAAUGUUUUAGCGUAACGGAAUUCAAGUGAAGCGAUUGUGUCGUGGCUACUAAUUUUGCUAUUCUUAGGAGAAGGCCUAACUCUGACCACGACGGAGGCAACCACUCAGGAAGUUUUCCUUGAUACUACGACUGCGAUUACUACGACCUUGGUGCCAACUAAGACUACCCACACCACGGCUACUACGACCACAGCGCCAAUUGAGACUACUACUACGACUACCACCACGACUACAACCACCACGACUACCACCACUACGACGACAACGACAACCACGACUACUACUACCACCACCUUGAAACCACCUUUGCCUCAUAAAUUUCUUGCCUGCGUCAGUUCAGUCGUUCAGGCAAUAUUUCACCCACUCGAUGAUGUCUGUUACUUCAUGUUCUUCACCGUCCAAGACAUCAAUCAACUAAAAAACAAGAAUCUCGGUCUUGCGAGAAGCAAAGUUGGUAUCGACAUACCGAGCUCAAAAGCCAACGGUAAUCAGGGCAAACUUGAAAAUUCCAUCGCAGCGUACUGGCCAAAGAUCAGAGACUUCGCUGUCCUGGACAUGGAAGUCCGUCCAAGUGUUUCAACUCAUGUCAGUCAUGUCCAAGCAUUUCUAACAGAAACGGACAGACUUUUAAAUAUCCAUAUGAGAACAGAACCAACGCCAAGGAGGAACUUUGGCUACGUGCUUCUAGGUGUGGCCAUACUCCGGGGAAGCCAACAACCAAGCACCCUCAUGGCUAACUUCAAUCAACUUGUACAAGUAAUUAAGCCAGACGCAUUGGUGUACCGAACAACUCUUAGUGGUAAUAUAACGGACCCAAACGUAUGCAUGGCUACAGGACCGUCACCCUGGCAGGGACCUGGCAUGCCGUCUAUGCAGUCAUCAUUCGUUGAGUCGCUGUCAUUCAGGCAUAUGACUGGGUUCCAACCGCUGCCUUUGAAAACCGCGGAAUUGCUCUCUUUUAGCGCUGCGGCCCUUAUAACUGCCUACACGGAUGGUUAUAGACCACUCACAGCUCCAUGCCGGAGUGUCACCCAGGCAAAUCCAAACGAAUUGGUGUGCCAAAAUGGACGAUAUCAUGAUAUAGUGAUCAACCGUAAUAUGUACCUUGAAACCGACACCAUCCGAUUCGACAAAUGGGGCAGUACGUUUGACAGGACUAUCAUAGUAGCGUACGACUCGGAUUGCACUAUGUCGACAAAGAUGUGUCUGUCUUUCAAGACCUAUGGCUUCACGGGCGGCUACGUCAUCUUUGACGUCCACUUCCAUUACCUGUGUUCAGCACCGCCAGCAUUCGUAGAUUCCAAGGGUGACUUUGGCGUUGUGAAGGGGGCGAAGGUUAAUAUGCAAAAGAACUACGCCAUGUUAGAUUGCGAGAAGCUCUGCUGAUAAGCUCAUGGGCAAAUAAUGUGAUUAUCAUUUGUAUGCGGAUUAUUGUUUACAUGGCCGUGAAGCAAUCUGAUGUGAUAUGAUGUGAUUCCAACCAUGACUCCUGCCAGCAGUAUUCCUGCCGUGUUAGACAGCGUAGGGGCUGUGUUAUGCUGCCUCUCGUGAUGGCUGAGCCAAAGUCAUAAGUAUGGACUCUAAUAUAAAGCUAUGAGAAGUGUCGCCUUUGCAUUUGCGUUAUGAGUACGGCCAGGCGGAUAUCCUCUCGUAGACAGUACGUAUAUUGCAAUACUGUUGGGCAAAGGCCGUUCUAUCCUAAAAAUCGUGAACCCGAAUUUUGCUAUGGAAAUGAAUGAGCCAGGGAAUGAAUGGACCAUGGUAGGUUUCACUUUAUAUCCUGGUGGGGUUAAAAGAUCCAAAAUUAAUUCGGAUAGACAAUCCCGUAUUGAAGGUGAUUCGCUUCGGUAUUCAAAAGGAGGUGAAAAUUCGCAUAUAUGCGAUGCUGCACCCAAAUCAUGAUGUCACAUAAAAUGAGAAAGCCCAUGCCCAUGCCCAAGCCCAAAGCGGAGUGGGGCAGUAACGACAUUUUAUAGUUUUCGGUAUCGACCAAGCGGUCGACACUUCCGCGAACAGAGGUUUCUCCUUUCUGCCCUUUCAGACGAAGAGAUUUUCUCCUGGCCGAUACAGUGAACUUCACUCUAUACAGGGUGUUUCACGAAAAUCCCCCGGCUGGAUAAUUCGUGAACAGGUGGCGUUAUCGAAGAAAUUUCUUUUUGGUAAAUUUCCUUACGGCAUCGGCUAUGAACUGAGUAGUGAGCGGGUCAUUUGCAUACGCCCAUUAAUUAAAUUUUCACUUCGCACGCUUACGGAACCGCUAUUUUACGUAUCGGGAAAUAUUACAACAAAAAAGCCCCGUCGACACUUGUUGAUUUUUCGAUUAAUUCAUUGGUUUCGGUUUACAUAUUCCUUGCGUGGAGCAGCGUACCAAUGCGCUCUUUGGAUCAGCUAUCCGGCUCUCAAUUUCAUAUUCAUCCGCCUGUUUGACACACGGGGGUGACGAAAGAUGUGGUGUUCCUUCUCUAUACUCUUGAAAAUGAACUUCACCACAUAGCACAAUCCUAGCCAACUAUCAUCCCGGAUGACAACGUUCUCUCCCAUGAUAUGAUGAAUAUGAGGGGGGGAGGGGGGGCGAGUAUUUUUUCUUCCCUUUCUUGUUUCUGUACAAAUGAUGCUGUACAUAAGGAAAACAAAUGUUUUGUUUAUUGCCUGCCCUUCUGUACAAAUCGUUGUCAUUCAGGACGAUAGUUGGCGAGAGGCAUGCUAUCUGGUGCAGUUUCCAAGUAGUUCACAGUGCUCGCGGGGCAUUCGUCAUAGUCAAUGAUAAGAGCACGUUAUCUCAGACACACAAGGACAGACCCGCCAGUGCUGUUCAGCAGUCUCUUUAACGAGGAAUACCGAAGCCUCUUGCGGCCUUUCCUGCGGAUAAACACGAAAUUGACAGUCUGAUAGCUGAUUCAAAGAGCGUACUGGUGCGCUGCUCCGCGCAAUAAAUAUGUAAACCGAAACCAAUUAAUUGCUUCAAAAUAUUUUUCACUGAAGGUCCCGAUGCGUAAAACAAGGUGUGGCGGCACGUGGACGACGAUGAAGACGUGCCUCUGCUGGCGCGCGGCUCUGCGCCUGCCAGCCUGUUCUACCGGCACCGUCCUAGCGUGAGGCCACGUCCACACGUCCACGGGUGUGCCGGAGGUAGUGCUGCUCGAUGGUGUCGUCACAAAUUUGGGAUGGUGAAGGGCCGAAUUGCUUCGGACGUGAUGUGCUUCGGCGGGUCACCAAAUGUAGAGGACGGUGGUCUUCUUCUACAUGAGUUCCACCGGCGCGGCCAUGGAGAUAGGUCACCGUCAUCGCCUCUCCGUGGCAUACCAUCAUCGCCGGUCGGGACUCAUGUAGAGGAAGACCACCGUCCUCUACAAAGGGUUCCGUAAGCGUGCGAAGUUAUGAUGUUUAUUUCAUUAAUGAGCGUAUGUAAAUCAGCCGCUCACUACUCAGUUCAUAGCCGAUGUCCCACGGGUCUUUACCGAAUUAUUCAGCCAAGGGAUUUUCGUGAAACACCCUGUAGACAUGUAGACUGGGGGCAGGUAGGCUGUCUGUGUGGUGAAAUAAGGCCGGUCUAAAGUGUGUGUUCCAUCUCAACUUUGGCAAGGUGGUCAGGACACCAUCAGAGGUUUUUAUUGAAAAAUAAACUAUAUAUGUUGUAGCCUGA